Molecule: messenger RNA, 747 nt
Organism: Mucor velutinosus
Lineage: Eukaryota; Fungi; Mucoromycota; Mucoromycetes; Mucorales; Mucoraceae
Exons: 3
Coding region: 1-747 (248 amino acids)
Biological process (GO): translation
Cellular component (GO): ribosome
Molecular function (GO): structural constituent of ribosome
Source: RefSeq, a predicted model, not a curated record
AUGUCUUUUGUGAAAUCACUUGCCAAUGCUUCCGUCUUGUUCAAGACAGCACCUAUUCAAAAGAGAGCUUUUGCUUCAGCUGUUGAAACUGCACCAAAAGUCUUCCCUACAACCAUCCAAGCGUUUCUCCGUGAAUUCAAGACAAAUGAGCCAGUAUCCAUCAUCGACUUGGACAAAACUGUGUUUGGAGCACCCAUUCGUAGAGAUAUUUUACAUCGUGUAGUUGUAUGGCAAAGAGAUGCCAUGCGUCAAGGCACAAGCUCUACCAAGGGCCGUGCUGACGUUCGUGGUAGUGGUAAGAAGACUGCUCCUCAAAAGGGUCGUGGUAAGGCCAGACAAGGUGAUGGCAAAGCACCUCAUAUGACAGGUGGUGGUAUUGCUUUUGGACCCAAGCCUAGAGAUCACAGCACAGAAUUGCCCAGAAAGGUUCAAGAAUUAGGCCUUCGUGUUGCCCUCAGUGCUAAAUAUGCCCAAGAUCAACUCAUUGUGGUCGAAUCCCUUCAAGAUCUCCCAACACCCAAGACUCGUGAAUUGAAGAAUAUUUUGGAUACAACUUAUGGAUCACCCAGAACUUUAGUUAUCAUUGACGAUUGCAACGCCAACAUUGAAUUAGCUGCUCGUAACAUUCCCAAUUGCGAAGUGAUUCAUGUAGAGGAGACCAAUGUGUUGGAUUUAAUGACUUAUGAAAAAUUGAUCAUCGAGAAGAAUGCUGUCGAGACAUUAGAGCAAGUUCUCAAGGCUGAAUAA